AUGUGUAUUUCAAAAACUUUAUCAAACUUCUUGAAUCUUUUGAUCUAUUCUGGAUAUAUUGGAAUGACUUAUACACUUUAUGAGUUAAUCGGUUCACAUUCUCUUAAUGGCUACAUGAAUCAGGCAGCCGGCUAUGGACUAAUCGUAAUGGGAUCACUCACACAACUGAUGAUUACAGCAAACCGAUUUCUUGUAGUCUACUUUUUCUGGAAUUAUAGAGGAACAGGAGGAGAUUUAUCCAAGUACAGUAAUCCUAUCACAAUAUUCUUUUUGUCGAUUUGUUGGAUGAUAUGUGUCUGGUUAUCCGUGUUGCCAGGAUUUUCAGAACAAUGUUUGAUGACUAUAAGUCUCGAGCAUAUUGGAUGGAGUGCAACUCAUUGUUCUAUCAAUUUUGGGUAUUUGAUGUUUGCCACGUUGUUGAAAAACCAAAGUCUCAGUUGCGAAAUGAGCAGAAGACGACAAAAGAACACAGUUCGGUUUUUCAUUCAAUCAUUAUGCCAGGACUGGAUAUAUGUCCUCCAAAUAUUCAUAUGCUACUAUGUUGUUCGCUGGUUUGAAAAGGACAGUCUGGGCUCAUUCAUGGCUGAAAUGGGGUUUGAUGUAUUGGUUCCGGUGGUGGAUGGACUGAUCAUGUUAUCAUUCAAUUUCCGUAACAAGAAAAUCAAUCCCAUCAUCAAAACAUCAGGAUCCAACUCGACGAAGGCAUGUGAGAGACCAGAUCCUGUUGUGUGA
Messenger RNA from Caenorhabditis remanei, 732 nucleotides. RefSeq lists its product as uncharacterized. Bases 1 to 732 code for a protein of 243 amino acids. The transcript has 3 exons. The record is from RefSeq and is a predicted model, not a curated record. NCBI's taxonomy places the organism in Eukaryota, Metazoa, Nematoda, Chromadorea, Rhabditida, Rhabditidae.